AUGAAGAGUAGCGUCGAUGUCGUGAUCGUUCGCAAGACCCUGGCGUACCAGAGUAGGGGAGCUACUUACAUUAUGGAACAUGGCAGUGGGAACUCAAGAAAAUUCUUUCCAUACGCGAGAAGAAAUGUGGCCGAGAAAUCUGCGAAACCUGGGCAGGAAUGCUCGGCGAGGCUGGGCGGAUCGCAACAUAUUGCAUCACGACGCAGCGGCCAUCACCGGGUCCAUGCAGAGGGUGAUGAGUGGGAGGAUGUAACUGUAGAAGAAGCCGAAGAAGCCAAAGAAGAGGCAGAAGAGGCAGGUCGGCGCAGGUUGGCUGGGACUGGCGAAUAG
This is a messenger RNA of Pseudogymnoascus destructans, 330 nucleotides long. RefSeq lists its product as uncharacterized. The transcript is spliced from 2 exons. Bases 1 to 330 code for a protein of 109 amino acids. The record is from RefSeq and is a predicted model, not a curated record. NCBI's taxonomy places the organism in Eukaryota, Fungi, Ascomycota, Leotiomycetes, Thelebolales, Thelebolaceae.